GCGGUCUUAUUGUUUCCAACACGUGCGGUUUAAUAUUGUUAAAAUAUUUAAUAAAAUCACCGGGGCAAAUGGCAAGCACAAUGCGCAAGGAACCGCUUCUGUACAUGGAAGAGUAUCGGGUCAAGCAGGAUCCGCAGGACUAUGGACUGGCGGACGACGUUUUCUCCGUUCAGGCGUACAAGGAAAAGCUGCACAUCAAAAUUGUCAAGAACGACGAGGACGGCCUAGAGUUCGAUCUGAUUGGGGUUUAUCCCGCCAUUGCAAAUGCCUUUCGACGCCUGAUGCUCAGCGAUGUUCCAAGCUUGGCCAUCGAAAAGGUGUACAUAUACAACAACACCUCGAUUAUUCAGGACGAAGUUCUGGCCCAUCGGAUGGGUCUACUUCCGCUGCGGGCUGAUCCCCGGCUAUUCGCAUACCGCACCGAGGAGAGCACUGAGGCGGGCACCGAGCAGGAUACGUUGGAAUUCGAGCUGAAGGUGAAGUGCUCGCGGCGACGGGAUGCUGGCAAGGAUCAGUCGAACUUCGAUGACAUUUACAAAAACCACAAGGUGUACUCGGGUCAUCUAAAGUGGCUGCCAAAGGGAAAGCAGGCGCAGAUUUACAACGAGAGUGCUGUAAACUGCAUUCACGAUGACAUACUGAUUGCCCAACUCCGUCCGGGUCACGAGCUGGACCUUCGGCUGGUGGCGGUCAAGGGACUUGGCCGAGAUCACGCCAAGUUCUCACCGGUGGCCACGGCCACCUACCGACUGCUGCCCCUGAUCAAGCUGAACCGCGAGGUCUCUGGAAAGGAUGCGUACCUAUUGCAGAGCUGUUUCUCACCAGGUGUGAUAGGCAUCGACGAGAACGAAACCGCCUAUGUGAAGGAUGCGCGCUACGACACCUGCAGCCGUAAUGUGUAUCGCUAUCCCCAGCUAAACGACGCUGUGACUUUGGCCCGUAUCCGAGAUCACUACAUCUUUUCCGUGGAGUCGGUCGGCGCACUUAAGCCCGAUGUCAUCUUCCUGGAGGCGGUCAAGGUGUUGAAGAGAAAGUGUCGGGCAUUUAUAGAUGAAAUUGAGGCAGAAUAGUUAUUUAUUUAGUUGUUAAAGAGAUUAUACUAUGUACAUAAGACAGCUUGAUAUAAAUUGUAAGCCUA
Molecule: messenger RNA, 1138 nt
Organism: Drosophila santomea
Lineage: Eukaryota; Metazoa; Arthropoda; Insecta; Diptera; Drosophilidae
Gene: Polr1C
Product: DNA-directed RNA polymerases I and III subunit RPAC1
Exons: 2
Coding region: 69-1070 (333 amino acids)
Biological process (GO): DNA-templated transcription
Cellular component (GO): RNA polymerase I complex; RNA polymerase III complex
Molecular function (GO): protein dimerization activity
Source: RefSeq, a predicted model, not a curated record